AAGAAAGAACGAUAUUAAUCAGAAUCGUGAUUAAGAAGAGGAUUUGGAAAAUGGAAGCUUCAGAAUUGGAUGAAUCUAUGAAGGUGUUGGAUUCGUGUUUAGCACUUAUCAAUUGGCGCCUCAAACCUUCUACCAAGCGUAGAUUACAAUUAGAUAUUCUGGCACUCUCUACAAGAAUGAGACCAGUUGUAAUGGUAGAUUAUGGUGGAAAGAUGCCUGAACUUCAACACCAUCUCUCUUCACUCCUCCAACUUACACAAAAGGAUUCCCCAUUUUUUGAGCAUCUAAGAUUGAUGGUUAUACAAGACAUGAUAUACUUGAUACAUGUAACUGAACUAGCUCAACAUGUUAGAUCAAGCUUCAACUCUGAAAAACCACAGUUGCUCUUUGUGGACCUUGAACACGAACCCCCUAAGAUGAUAACACAGAUUGAGAAAAGCCAAUUGGCAAUGCAGUUCAUAUCAAUUCAGAAGUUGUUUUUGACAUCAUUUUGUCCUGAGGGAAUCACCAAUCCCGCACCAUCCCAGGAGGCAAAAUGUAUGGAUAAUAAUGCUAACUCCACUGCUCACUGUUUUAACGCUCAUUCCACCGAGUACAUUGAUCUCAGUAACUGCAUGGACAACACUGACGUGACAGUGCCAACCUUGAAUGGAUGGCUUCUAGGCUAUCCAGUGGUGUAUCUGUUUGGCAAGGAGCGUAUUGCUGAUGCCAUUUAUAAUCUUUCAACCAAAUAUCUUCAUAUUUUUCAAGUGUCUAUCUGCAGGAAUAGUACUCUCAAGAAAGGAACUCAAGCUGAAGAACUUUUAAGUUUUUCAGUGCCUUAUGAUCUAAGUAUGAGAGGGAGUGAUGAACAAUGGGCAGAGGCUUUUCUGGCUCACAUGCGGGCAAAGUGGGAAAGAUGUGCAAAUGCUUGGAAGUCGUUAAAGAUGGAGGUUACUGAAUGUCAUCCCCAAGCUAUCGUGCUAUAGUUGUCUCCUCAUCUAGGCUCUACCUUUGCAGUGUAGAAUUUGAAUCCUCAAACUAUAAGAAGGUAAUUUAGAGAAUAGAAUAAUGUACUUAAAUUGAAUAAACGGCAACACCUAUCAGAAAAUAAUAUGUUGAAGGAUAUAUCAUACUACGUUGCAACUUGCUACAUGGACCAUUGUAAAGGUUAACGGGUAGCAAUUGUAUGGAGGUUUGAAAAAAAAAAAAAAGGGAAAAGUGUGUAUCAUUUCAAAAGAUGUAAA
Molecule: messenger RNA, 1226 nt
Organism: Gastrolobium bilobum
Lineage: Eukaryota; Viridiplantae; Streptophyta; Magnoliopsida; Fabales; Fabaceae
Exons: 7
Coding region: 51-968 (305 amino acids)
Source: RefSeq, a predicted model, not a curated record